AUGGUGGUGACGCUGCUGAAAGCGAUUGCGACGUGUGCGUCUCAUGAUGGGCUGUCGCUGUGCGAUGCUCGCGAGUACCACCGUUGCAAAUCCGCAUUCGUUUCCGCCAAUCCUUCGUAUUCGGACUCGGCGCUGUCUGCGCUGCGCAAGCGCGAGUUCGCGCGGCUCGACGCGACGUCUUCGGUGUACCUCGACUACACGGGUGCCGCACUGUAUCCUGCGUCGCUUGUGCGGGAGCAUGGGCGGUGGCUGACGAGCUCGGUUGCGGGCAACCCGCACUCGACGUCUCCUGCGAGCCUGCACUCUUCCGCCGCCGCCGACGAGGCGCGCGCUGCGCUGCUGGCGUUCUUCGAUGCGGAUCCGGCGGAGUACGAUGUGGUGUGGACGAGCAAUGCCACUGCUGGCUUCCGCAUCGUUGGCGAAACUUACGACUUUGCGAACAAGACCAUGCUCAUUCCACGCGAUGCGCACAACUCGCUCAACUCGCUCGCGCGCAAAGCGCAGCAGGGCGGUGGACGCUUCGAGUUUAUCGAAUUCGACUCUCCAUCUGGCGAAGCCAUCUCUGCCCCGGCCUAUCGCCGUGCACUUGACACUGCCUCGCCAUCGUUCGAGAAGGGCAGGGGACUGGUGUUCUUGACGGGCCAGAGCAACAUCACGGGCGCCAAACUUGACCUUUCGCUCGUGCAGUACGCCAAGCAGCGUGGAUGGGACGUCGGACUGGACGCGGCGGCACUCGCCCCCUCGACGCGCAUCUCUCUGCGCCAGCUCCCCGUCGACUUUAUGGUCGUCUCGCUGUACAAGAUCGUCGGAUGGCCCACGGGGCUUGGAGCGCUCAUCCUGCGCAAGUCGCAGUACGCCAACCUCACGCAGAAGUCGACCUUCUUUGGCGGCAAUAUCGUCGGCAUCACCAUGGACACCUUCGACUUUACACUCGUCGACGGGCCCGAGCGCUUCGAAGACGGUACGGCCAACUUCGCUGCCAUGGCGGCGGUGCGGCCGGGGCUGGAGUUCGCUGCGCGCUGGAUGCCGCACUACACUUUGCGAAACCGCAUCCUGAUGGCGUGGCUGAUCGAGCAGCUGGAGGCGAUCCAUCAUCCGGCGCGUUGCUCUGAAAAGACCGACUCUCCGCGCUCCUCGUCGACUUUUUCGCACAAGCAUUCGGCCAUGGGUGGGGCGAGGUUGGUUCGUACCGGUGGGCCUCAAGACCUCGACGCGCGUGGAUCGACGUUGCCGCUGGUUCUAACAAGCGCCGAGGGGGAUGCGCUCAACUAUCGAUUCGUCAUCUGGGCGGCGGCACGCCAGCGCAUCAGUUUGCGCGGUGGACCGUGCAUGUGCAAUCCCGGCGCCAGCAGCGCCGUAAUGCAGCGCGGAACCAUCACCGACUUGGCUGCAUCCACGCUUCUCGCCGAAGCCGACGUGGGCAUUGUGCGCAUCAGCCUCGGUGCGCCCACCAACUUUAUGGAUGUUUGGAGACUCGUGCGAUUCUGCCGAAUGCUCACCGACCCGCAGUGGGUGAGCGCACAAUGGCGCGCGUACGAGAGACUGCAUCCCGCUGCGAGGCUCAGCAACAACAUCGACCAUCUCCACGCCCUCGCCACGCGCAAAUCUCUCUAA
Messenger RNA from Moesziomyces antarcticus, 1614 nucleotides. RefSeq names its product PLP-dependent transferase. Gene Ontology annotation, molecular function: molybdenum cofactor sulfurtransferase activity. The transcript has a single exon. The coding region runs from base 1 to 1614 and encodes 537 amino acids. Gene Ontology annotation, biological process: molybdopterin cofactor metabolic process. Lineage: Eukaryota; Fungi; Basidiomycota; Ustilaginomycetes; Ustilaginales; Ustilaginaceae. The record is from RefSeq and is a predicted model, not a curated record.